Dibothriocephalus latus is the source of this 348-nucleotide messenger RNA. The record is from the annotation of a GenBank genome assembly. Lineage: Eukaryota; Metazoa; Platyhelminthes; Cestoda; Diphyllobothriidea; Diphyllobothriidae.
AUGCGUUGGCUCAGCGUAAACGUAGCGGCUAUCCAAGAGACAAAUUGGACUACCUCCACCAAGGUACCCUCCUGUGCCGACUACACGAUGGUCCGUCGCGACCGCGGUCGCAACAAAGGCGGAAGCUUGACCUUCUUAGUGGACAAAUCCCUUGCCCAUUAUCAGCGCCCUUUGUUUGAUGCCGACCCCACGGAAGUAUUGGCAAUGUCCCUCGACACUGGCCCGUUUAUACGAAACAUCUACAUCCCUCCAAUCUCCAGCUGUCCUCCCGGUUUUAUCGCCUCCAUUGUUCCCUACAUACCUUCUGGAGACAGCUUGGUGUUAGGUGACUUCAAUGCCCACCACGAC